GCCCGCCCGCUGGGGAGAGGAAGGCGGGAGGCGGCGGCGGCGGGGCGAUGGCGACGUUCUUCGGAGAGGUUGUGGUCGCUCCGUCCCGGGCCGGCGUGGACGAUGAGGAGGAGACCGAGGAGACGGCCGAGGAUCGGGAGAUCCGCAGGGAGCUGCAGGAGAAAAGGGAGAUCACCGUGCUCUGGACGCCGGGAGCCGCGGGGAGCCCUGCCGAGGAACCCCUGCGGUGCUCCAGGUUCAUCGUCGCCGUAGGACACAACGCUGUCGCUUUCCUGUCUGCUUUUAUUCUGGAUUCCGUAUGUUGGAAUAUAGUUGGAGCUGUGAAACUGUGGAAUGAAUGGUGCCAAACAACCAAUGCAACAAGUGUCCUCCCAACAGAUUCUUUCUGCUUGUUCUAUCAAUUAAUAUCAGAUCCAACAGUUUUGUUGUGCCAGUGUAGUUGCUACGUUGCUGAAGAUCAGCAGUUCCAGUGGCUUGAAAAGGUUUUUGGCCAUAUAGGAAAGAAAGGUUUGCAAGUAACCAUUCUUUCAACAUGUCCUGUAGCUGAGUAUAAAACUCAGGAAUCCACUUUGACGCUUCCAUCUCCAUUUCUGAAAGCCUUAAAGACCAAAGAAUUCAAAGAGGAGGUCUGCUGUCCACUGCUGGAGCAGCCAAACAUUGUGCGAGAUCUUCCUGCUGCUGUUCUGAGUUAUUGUCAAGUAUGGCAGAUUCCUGCCGUAUUGUACCAGUGCUACACUGACAUCAUCAAACUGGACGCGGUUACAAUUGAAGCAUUUAAGCCUCUGCUUUCUUCUAAACCCCUGAAGAAUUUAGUCAAGGAUAUAUCCGAAAGCACAAAGAUCUUGAAGAAGUUGCUGACAACUGGUGAAACUCACAAUAAUAUCUAUAUCUAAAGAGGACACUGGCAACAUAGUCGACACUUGUUUUAAACUCCAGUUUCUUCCAUAGAGGGCACUUUGGAAUUGUAGUUAUUUCUUCAAAAAUGGAAUAAAUUCUACUUGGUUUUUACUUUUGAAUUCAUUUUGGUUACUUUCUAGUUCAUCACAAUAAACACACAGUUUUUCUGUAGGGGAUGGAAGAUUUUCUCCAGGAGCAGCUGUGUGAGGAAAGAUAUCUUAAAUAUGACUAGCAAUUUCUUCUCUUCUUGAAGGAAUUGUCUUAUCUAAAUUGGCUCCUCUUAUAUACAAAAGAGUAAAUACGGUCAAUGUAUUCUUGUCUAUUUUUAACUUCAGUUUAUAUUACCUAACUUAAAGAUUUGUGGUAAAGAAAACAUUAUGUGCAUUUUUUAUCUAUGUAUAUGUAUGUACACAUGUAUAUACAUAUUUUUUAAUAUAUAGUGAUAUCUUUUAACGAACUGCUAGUGGAAAAUAAGCUUGCUUUACAAAGAGACGGGAAUGCAGAUCUUGUUUGAACUCAUGGGAGAGCUGUGAAUUGGAUUCACUGAGUGAAGGAUUGCAGCAGUUCAGGAUGGCACUGCCUGCAGAUCAGGCAGGAAGAGGUACGUGUCCACGUUCAGUUCCCAUUGGCAGUACCUCGCCAAAGACUUGUGUUUCUUUGAAGCUUCAGUCUUGGAGUUACUGAGGUGCAGAAGCUGGCUUUCUGUCAGAUAUUGGACAGAGGCAGGAGCCAUCGUGGCAGUAGGCUUACAAGGUGCUUCAGCAGGACAAAACUCAACAUUUCUAUUUCACGAAGGCUUUUAUGCUGAAUGCACAGUUUUUGGAGGAAAGUAGGCAUUCAAAUUCUGAAGUACUUGAAAAAAUUCUGAAACUUACUGACAAUUUCAGCAGUGUAUUUAAGAUGCUUGUUGGGGUUGGCAUGUAGUUCUGACUUGUUGAACUAAACUGCAUAUACACGUUUUACUUAAGAAUAUGGUGGUUAAGAAAACACGCCUUGCUCGUGUUGUCAGUGAACAGAGAUCUUGAAAUUGCACUCAGCUUAUCCUUUGGUGCAAAAAGAGUAUAGCAGUUUGGGAGUUCUCUGCUUCCUUUAACUUUGACUUACACUGGAUAUCCAAUGAAACUUUCUGAACAGCUUAUAUUCCUUUCAUGGAUCUGCCGUCCCUUGUGGUUGGAAAAUUGUUGGCUUAGUCAGUGUCCACUGAAGCAAGUAAUCCCAGGCUUCAGCAAGUCCUCUAUAACUUCUGUUGUUUUGGGGUUUUAUUUGAUGUUUUAAACCGCACACUGUAUUGUGGUUGCCACUGUAGUGGAACAUUCUUGAUGUGGGUUUAAAGUUGAUUAUUACUCAAGGCAUUGAUUUCAACUUCAGUUAAUAUAGCUAGAGUUAAGCAAGUAACUGUUACUUGAAAUGGUACUCUAUUUUCGAAUAGACUUGUGAAGUGCAGGAUAUGGUUCCUCCUAUUAUUUAAUGGUGGUUUUUUUAACUUCUGUGUAGCAUUUUAAUUAAAACCUGUUUUUACAAGUGA
Molecule: messenger RNA, 2422 nt
Organism: Gallus gallus (chicken)
Lineage: Eukaryota; Metazoa; Chordata; Aves; Galliformes; Phasianidae
Gene: PSMG1
Product: proteasome assembly chaperone 1
Exons: 7
Coding region: 48-893 (281 amino acids)
Biological process (GO): proteasome core complex assembly
Cellular component (GO): endoplasmic reticulum
Molecular function (GO): proteasome binding
Source: RefSeq, marked provisional